Messenger RNA from Chlamydomonas reinhardtii, 2470 nucleotides. RefSeq lists its product as uncharacterized. The record is from RefSeq and is a predicted model, not a curated record. Lineage: Eukaryota; Viridiplantae; Chlorophyta; Chlorophyceae; Chlamydomonadales; Chlamydomonadaceae. The coding region runs from base 253 to 1857 and encodes 534 amino acids. The transcript has 19 exons.
CCAAUCCAUCGCGACUGUGCAACACCCUACGACACCUGGCACCCGCCGGCACGCGCCCCUCGCCCCGCUCAGUCGCGGGUAUGCUCCGGAAACACAGAACGCCUCGCCUCGACCUAAGCUACCUCGUAAUCGCUGCAGCCGUCACCGCUUGCGUAGCAGUGAGUUAAACGCAUCGUAAAGUAUCCAGAUCGGCACCAGGCAGCGCUAGACACACACCGCACCGCACCACACACAACCCGCGCCGUGGACUACAUGGCGACGCUGAUGGCGACAACGCGGGGUCUGGGCGGCCUGCAACUGGCCUCGCCACGGACGCGCACCGCCCGCCGCGUCCCUACCUCAACCACAGUCGGCCGGCGGCCGCUGCUGCUGGUCCGCGCCACUAUUGAGCCGCCCUACAGCCAGCCGCGCCCCGCCGCCGGCACCUCUCCUGCCACACGUGCCGCCGCUGGCCCCGGCCCCGGCUCCACCACGCCCCCGCCUGCCCCCGGCUCACCGGGCGGCGGCGCCACCGGCCCCACCAUCGGCGGCGGGCCCGGCUUCCCCGCCAUUCCCGUGCUCCCCAACCUGGGCGCCUCCACUGGCGGCGGCGGCGGCGGCUUUGGCGGCCGCGGCAGCGGCGGCGGCGGUGGCGGCGGCGGCAGCAGCAGUGGCAGUGGCGGCGGCGGCGGUCUGCCGUUCGGCCCCUGGACCGGCAGCCGCAUCCUGACCGCGCUGCUGGGCCUGGGUGCGGUGUGGCUGGGCUGGAGCUGGUGGCAGGACCACCAGCGGCGCCACCACCCGCUCACACACGCAGCCCACUCCGUGGAGCGCGGCGCGGUGGAUGCGCAGUACGCGGUGGGGGAUGCCGCCAAGGACGCCAAGCACGCCGUCAAGUCGGGCGCCAAGGACGUCAAGUACGGCGCCGAGGACACGGCCAAGGACGUGGGGCACACCGGCAAGGGCUGGUUCAAGGACACCAAGCACGCGGCCGAGGACACGGGCAAGGACACCACGCACGGCGCCAAGAUGGCCGGCAAGGACGCCGCCUACACCACAGAGGAGAGCGCCAAGGACACCGGCCACGGCAUCAAGGGCUGGUUCAAGGGCACCAAGCGCAGCGCCGAGGACACGAGCAAGGACGUGACGCACGCCGCCAAGAUGGCUGGCAAGGACAUCAAGUACACCACUGAGGAGAAGGCCAAGGACGUGUCACACGCCGCCAAGAUGGCCGGCAAGGACAUCGUCUACGGCACGGAGGACAAGGCCAAGGACGUGUCGCACGGGGCCAAGGGCUGGUUCAAGGACACCAAGCACGUGGCCGAGGACACGGGCAAGGACACCAAGCACGCCAUCGAUACCACCGCCAAGGACGUCAAGCACACCGUCAAGAGCGGCAGCAAGGACGUGGCGUAUGUGGCCGAGGACGCUGCCAAGGACACCAAGCACACGGUCAAGGGCGCUGUGAAGGAGAAUGUGGCCCGCGGUGCGGAGGACCUGGUGGAGGACGUGGAGCACGGCGCCAAGCGCGGCGUGCGGCGGGCGCUGGAGGGCGUCAAGGACGCCGCCAUCAGCACCGGCAGCGCCCUGCGCUGGGGGGCCAGCAAGGCCGAGUCCAAGACAGUGGGCGCCGCCGACAGUCUGGAGCAGGGCCUGGCGGGCGGCGGCACCGCCACCAGCCGCGACACGCGCAAGGUGGCGCUGCUGACCAGCGCCGGCAUCAUGGUGGCGGCGGCGGUGGUGGGCGGGUCGUGGUACGUGUGGGACAAGAAGGGUCGCCCCAGCGGCAAGGAUGUGGCCAAGAACAUCCAGGAUUCCCUGCGCUCUGCGGGCAACAAGCUUGCGUCCGAGCCAUCUGGCCCCAAGGUCAUCGACUAAGGCGGAGAAUGACGAGGCGGGCAGGAGGCUGCGGCCGGCUUGGGAAGCUAGCAGUGCCACGGUGGGGCAGCACCGAUGUUGUUUGAGCAGGGUCGGGCGCAAAGGUGUGCAGACGUGGCGAGUAAGACGAGUAAGAACGGUUGGAGCUGGGUUGGACCACGGCUGGCGGCUGUAUCAUUGUGCGGUUACAGUCUUUGUUGGGAAGUAUCAACGAUGAUUGCAUGCGGUUGCAUUUUAGCGGGCUUGAUGUGAGGCCAGUGCGUGUACGUAAGCAAGGCGGUGAGCUGCGCUCAGAGCCGGGGCAAGGCAUGAAGCGGCACCGUGUUGGUGCGGACGGCGGUGUCGGCGUGUGAGGCGAGAGUGGAACCCCCGAGAAGAGUACCCCCAGAGCUAUGGUUGCAUGCGUGACGGUUGCGGGUGUGAGUUGCGUUUUGGGCGGGAGGCAGCGGGAAGGCUGCACGAGCAGGCUGGAUGGAAGGCGCAGGCUUGUACCGGUAGCGCGGAGAUGAGGACGUGCGACUACUGGCGGCACGCCCGGGAGUAUGGCAUUGCAUGCAUGCAGUCUGAUAAACGGUGUGGGCGGCAGUCCCGAGCUGUGUAAACCCCGAAUCGA